CCUCUCCGCGCGUCCUAAUGAGCGACGCAACUUUUAUUAAUAACGAAGUUCUGUCACAUCCACCUCUGUUAUCCCGUAUGUUGGUGGAGUUGUAGUGAAGACUCCGUUUCGGAAACUCCGUAUCCCGCAAAAUCCCAACAGACUGCGCCACCAACAGAUAGUCUGACGAUGCUGCGCAUCGUAGUGUGGUUGACAUUAACUUUGACUUGCGCAAGAGCUGUAACCGAAAUCCAUGCUGAAUUGGAACCCGAAGGAGCGAUCGGCGAUGACAAAUUUACUCUAAACUGUCACAAAAAGUCUUAUACGUACUUGGUGACCCAAACGGACGAGAAUGGUAAACAAUGCAGGGACACAAUCUCGGUCAGCGCUUGUUGGGGUCGGUGCGAUUCGAAUGAGAUCUCGGAUUGGAGGUUCCCCUAUAAGAAGUCGAAUCACCCAGUUUGCGUUCACCACGGCCGUACGAAGAUGUUCGUCAAUCUCAGAUACUGCGAGGAAGGUGUGAAAGAAGGUACCGACUACUACGAAUAUUUAGAUGCAACCGAAUGUAAAUGUCAGGUUUGUUCGUCUACCGACACUAGUUGUGAAGGAUUGAGGUACCGGCCACAAAGAUCUCAUCCUUAUAAUUUGGGAUUUGUUUAAUGAAAAUUCAAAAUGUUUAGAAAAUGUUUUUUCUUUUUUUUAUUUCCUAAAUUUUUAUUUGUGGUUUUUUUACUAUUUAAAAAUAAACUUCGAAACUUGUCUAAUCUCUUCCAUUCUCCACCAACAUAGUUGGCUUUUCUUUAUGAAUUAUUUUACUUUUUCUCUAAGUAGUCUCUUUUCAUUUUUGUUCUCUAGGUGAUACCUUCAACCCGCGGCAGAAAGAGAGUAACGAACUACAGAUGUAUUUGUGUAUAUUGAAUUUAAAUCUCUUUAAAUUUCUUUUUUCUAUAUACAGGGUGGACCAGUUAUAUCCCCGCGGAGAUAUCGAAAAGAAACAAAAAAGAUUUAUUUUGUUCGUAAAUUCCCAUAACUAGAAAAUAAUUACAUUUGUACAGAGUGCUCAACGUUUUAGUAGCAUGAAAUUUUUAAUUGGAACACCCUCUAUAUUUAUACAUGUUUGCUACUUUAGUGGUCUUCACGCCAUUGCAAUGUUUUUGUAAAUAUGAUGCUGCGUUGCCAUGUUAUUUAAAUUUUUUCUAACUUUUCUGAAAAAUCAGUAUAUUCCAAAACUAUUCAAAAACGGAUUUAUUCUAAGAAUUUGAAAAAGAAAAUUUGACUGAAGUUAGUUGAGACUCGAACUUACCUCGUCAAUAUUUCAUAAUUAUUACAAUAUGUUUAUAACAUAAAAUUAUAUUUUUGGAAAUUUAAAUAUAAAAAACUUCGGUUUUUUUUAAGAAACGCUCUGUAUAUUAUACUAAAUCGUUUAGAAAUUCUUGAACGAAAAGUUCAUUUAGUAGAAAUAAAAACUAAUUUACAAAUUUUACAAAAAAAAUGCAUUGGAGAAAAGGCCAUUGAAAUGGCGAUCUAAAAAUAUAAAAAUAUACAGAGUGUUUAAAAUAAAAAUGCCAUCAUCAUUUUUGCUACUUGAACGUUGAACACUCUGUAUAAAUAAAACUAUUUUCCAGUUAUGGGGAAUUUCAAACAAAAUAAAUCGGUUUUUGUUUCAUUUCGAUAUCACAAUUAGUUUCAACGUUACACUCCGCGAGGAGAUAAUUGGCUCACCCUGUAUAUGAAUUUAUUGCUCGUGAGGAAAUAUAGUUUUAAUACUCUUUCUAAAUUAUCAUUUAAUUCCAGUUUUUUGCAUUCCUUUGUCACUUUUGUACUAUAUACUGAAAGUUUUUUAACUUAUUCUAUUUUUAUUAUUUCAUUCUAUUCUUCAAUUCUUCAAGUUUUACCUAGUACCAUUAUCGUCAUUCCGAGUACUCUAUUCCAGAUAUUUUCCAGUUAUACCUAUCGUAAACAUGUUAUUAUUUGAAGGCUGACCUUCUCACCUCUGAGUAAAUUUACAGUGAACUAUAACCUAAUCAGGAAGUAAAUACUUUUAACUGUAAGUUAAAGUGAAAAGACUAGCCCCAAGUACUCAAUAUUUUUUAUUUCUUAUUACGAAGGAUAUAUUUGUCAAGCAAUCGGAAAAUAGCUAGAUAUGUAUUGGAAGCAGAAAGUGAUAGGUUGUCGCCUGAGAUAGUAAGACAAUCUGGCGAAGGCGGCAACGACUUUUUUGCUGGAAUUGCACACGAGAUUUUUUCUACGAUCGCUAUUUUUUAAGAAAGGUAUAUUUAAAAAAAUCAUGAAAAAGGAGUUAGCAAUAAUAUAUAAAUAAUAAAACAAAGACAGCUUAAUUAAUAUUCUAACUACAUACCUACAAAUUAAUUUAUUUUAAAUAGCUAUUCAUAAUUCACGAAAAAAGUUGUUAAGAAUUGAAGCGACCAAAUGGCAUUAUACACUGCGCUCCCUUCUUGAUGAUAAGUAAACGUAGUACUCAUUUAAGAGCUAGUUGUGCACCAUAGUCCAAUGCCAAAACUUAUAACCUCACUUUCUAUGAAGUUACCGCCUUUUGCGGGCGUGGCUAACUUUUCAUUUAGGUGCCAAGUUGUGUACACACGUCAAAUCGAAAAUGUUUUAAAUUUUAAUAAAAUACAAAGAAUACAAAGAAGAUACUGGUUUUUUGAUAGCAUCAAACAUCUAGAAAACUUUUAUAUGGAGGAUGACGCUUAACUGGACAUAAUAUUACUUUCUCUUUCGGUUCACAUUACUUUACAUGUGAUUCCAGAUAGUAAUAACUGUAACAACUCAAUGCGAGAUUUAUCAUGAACCCAGUGUUUAACAAAUCUAAUGCAGAUUAACUACAGUGAGACUAUAAGAUCCGGUGGGUGUCUCACAUUUAGUGAGGAGAUGCUAAAAUCACUAACGUAAAGAAGAUACUGGUUUUUUAAUAGUUACUUACAUCCAACCAUUUGUGAAUUUGCAUUUUGUGGUUCUACUUUGAGUUUUCUUUUAAGGCUUGAAUCAAAAAGAAGACCUCUAAAGGGCCAUUGCUAAAGAAAAAUAUCCUUAAAAAUUUGGGCAGUGGAGGAGUACUGAUGGAGUUAUUCAAAAAGAGGUAGUAGCCUCAUGACUAAACAUCUUGGGUUCAGGACUAGAUACAUUUACAAAUCACGGCUUGUUUCCAUAUAUUCUUAAAUUGCCUUUUAAUGGCGCCACCCAAAGUCAACCCAGAGGGUAAGGCAGCAAAUACCAAUACAGCUUUUACUUGAUAAGAUAUUCAUCUUAAUUCUGAAACUAGAAGAAAUCUUCUCAGAUUAUAAUUUAAAAGUAACCUCAUGGAAAUAAUAGGGGAGGCUAAGUUGAGACCAAAGCAAAUCUGCUAAAGCUAUGCCUAAGUUAAUGGUACCACAAAUACUAUAAAAUUCAAAAGUUUCCGCGGACAAUAGAAGUACUCAUCUCCAAAGGUACACCAAGAGAAACCUUACAAAAAGCUCCAGAGACAAUAACCCAAACAGAUCCAUUCACACAACAGAGCUCGCCUUAAGUGAAAGCAAGUGUACUAGCAGGUGAUCUAAGUAAACAUUACAGACGAUCUGUUUGUAAGGUCUUAUACAUUAAAGGCUACUCCUUAUUUUUAAUUUCUUGUCAGUACAAAAUAUAAUAAAUAUCAAGAUCUCAAGCAAAAGUAUUUAAGAUUCUUAUUCAAUGAUAUUUUUAGCAAAAUUGUGAAGCCUGUGAUAUCCACUCUUAGAGAUAAUGGGUUGUUAUCUAUAGUAUAUACCUAGAUGAUUCUAUACUAUUGGAAAACUCUUUUGAAUACUGUAAACAAAAUACUAAAGAUACUUCAUCUAGUUUAUCAUUAGGGUUCAUAAUUAACAAGAAAAAGAGUGACUCUGUCCAUCCUGCAGCCUUAUUUUCUUAGCGUUUAAUUUUAAUUCGAUGAAAUAGGAUGAAGAUUUUAGGUUCGCUCAAUUCUUUCAAUUUCUGUUCACUUAAAGAUGUUUCUAGACUAACGACUGAGUGGGAACUAGUUAAUAAGGUAUGUUUUAUAUAAGUGUAUGGGAUAUGUCUCAUGGAAGAAAUACCCUUAUCCCUCCAUUAUUACAUUUACCUUAGAUGGGUCAGAUUAUAACUUUUAUGGUUUUUUGCCCUUUUUCUUUCAGUAAUUCAGAAAAUUAUAAAUAAUUUCUAGUUUUACUUUUUUGCCAUAAAUGAACAUGCCUCAGGCGUGGUAGUAGUACCCUUUUUGGACUACCAAACCUUGGACGGCACCUUUUUACUAGGGGUUUUGAGUUUAAAACUAAUUAAAUUCGACCCUGGUCCCUUACUUCUGUCGAGAGAACAUCCUUUGGCAAGAAACGUUUCCCUAGGCUCCAAUACUAUUGAGAUUAUGCUGUCAUCUAUUUCAACUCUACCCUAAAAGAAUAUAUGGUGGAGUUGAAACUUUGAUGGAAGUUUUGUAUGAGAGAGAAGACUCCUUCACAGGUGAUCUGUAAGAUCUUAAACUUCUGCAAGAACGGUUCCAGGAGGGUUUAACAUAUACGAGUCGUAUAAGAAAUUUAGGUCAGCACUUUUCUUAAUUUGGUCAUUGGACAUUGCUCUGGACUUUACGGUCCAAGGUAUGAUUUAACUUAGAGCCCAUUUACAGUACUAAAUACCUUCAGGGAUUGGUGUUUCAAUAAAGAAAUCCCUGUUAUAGAAUUAUCAGAAAAAUUAGUGAUAUUAUUAGCAUUAUUUACUGCACAUAGAAUGCAAACCUUUAGUCUUAAUGAAUUAGAGUAUAUUAUUUGUAGAACUGAUAGGGUCAAGUCAUCAGGUAGAAACAAAUUACAACAGUCUUAGACCUUAAAUCGUUGGGUAAAGUUCACAGGAGGCUGGACAAGUAAAUCUUCUGUUUUGUCGUUUAAUAACUGGCCUAUAAGGCAUGAUACCACCUCUUUUGCAGAAAUCAUUCUAAUUUAGUCUAGCGUGGAUUAAACUUUCGUUUGUUUUUGAUACACUUGUAAACAUUUUCAUAAAAGUUUAUUGAAAAUUGCCUCGUUUCUUGUAGUUGCAAGUGUCUUUAAACAUCUACGUUUACUUAUCACCUGAAGAAGGGAGCGCAGUAUAUAAUUAUAAGAUCAAACGAACUUACCUUGAGUGAAGUUCGAUCUUGAUUAUACACUGCAGUCCCUUCAAAGAUGGUCUUCUCAACCCAACCUUCAGAAUCUCAGAUCAUCGCAGUUACGACAGAGCUUUAAAAAAAAAGUGAGCCACUCCCGCAAAAGCAAGAACUACAUAGAAAGUGAGGUUAUAAGUUUUGGCUUUGGACUAUGAUGCACAACUAGCUCAUAAAUGAGUACUUCUUUUACUUAUCAUCUUCGAAGGAAGCGCAGUGUAUAAUCAAGAUCGAACCUAACUUAAGGUUGGUAAGUUCGUUUGAUCUUUUAAUUUCAUUUGAAUUAUUGGAUAUAAUGUGUUGCCUAUUUUGGGAUCUUUUUAAUAUUUCAAGUGAGAUGGUUUAAUUUGGGUUAACUUCUGCGUAUAUUAUGAAAAAAUGGAAGGCAUUAAUUUUAUUUACAUUUAUUUGCAGUAAGUAGGAUUCACACAUUAACAUGUUCACAUACUGUUUGUUUAGAAUUAUGUAUUGCAUAUAAAUUACACCAAUUUUGCAGUGCGAAAAAUUCUCCUUUGAAUAGUGAUCGUAGAAAAAAAAUUAACGUACUAUCUGUUUUGAAAUAAACAAAGUUUCUUUACAAUUAUACAAAUAGAACCACAUAAAUUUAUUUUUAUGGUAAAAAUAUGUAAUAAUCCAGUACUUGACUUAGGAACAUUUUACAUCAAAUUAUUUAUCAU
This is a messenger RNA of Psylliodes chrysocephalus, 5799 nucleotides long. Lineage: Eukaryota; Metazoa; Arthropoda; Insecta; Coleoptera; Chrysomelidae. The record is from the annotation of a GenBank genome assembly.